GGGAGAGCCUUCGAGUUCCGAUUCCGGGCCUCGGCUCCCGGCACGCCUAGCGGUCACGUGAAGGUUCCGCCUCCGCAUGCCGGCCGCAACGUGGUGGCGGUGUCGGCGGAAGUGAAUAGAGCGGUUCCCGCUGCGGUUUUGGGCAUUAUAAUGUGAAUAGAUUUCUGACAGUCAGACCUGUCUAUGAGAAGUUAGCUGGCAAGGCUGCUUUUUCUGUUCCAAAACUGAAGAGCUGAUCAGCACCAUGAAGGUCUUCUGUGGGCGGGCCAAUCCUGCCACGGGAUCCAUGGAGUGGCUAGAGGAAGACGAGCACUAUGAUUACCACCAGGAGAUUGCAAGAUCAUCCUAUGCUGAUAUGCUGCAUGACAAAGACAGAAAUAUAAAAUAUUACCAAGGUAUCCGGGCUGCUGUGAGCAGGGUGAAGGACAGAGGACAGAAGGCCUUGGUUCUCGACAUUGGCACUGGCACUGGGCUCUUGUCAAUGAUGGCUGUCACAGCAGGUGCUGACUUCUGCUAUGCCAUUGAGGUUUUCAAGCCUAUGGCUGAUGCUGCUGUAAAGAUUGUGGAGAAAAAUGGCUUCAGUGAUAAGAUUAAGGUUAUCAACAAGCAUUCCACUGAGGUGACCAUAGGGCCAGAUGGUGACAUGCCAUGCCGUGCAAACGUCCUGAUCACAGAGCUGUUUGACACAGAACUGAUUGGGGAGGGAGCGCUACCCUCCUAUGAGCAUGCACACAGGCAUCUCAUGCAGGAAAAUUGUGAGGCGGUGCCUCACAGAGCAACCAUCUAUGCGCAGCUGGUGGAAUCCAGAAGGAUGUGGUCGUGGAAUAAGCUGUUUCCCAUCCGUGUCCAGACCAGCCACGGAGAGCAGGUCAUCAUUCCUCCCGUUGAACUGGAGAGGUGCCCUGGCGCGCCGUCCGUCUGUGACAUUCAGCUGAACCAGGUGUCGCCCUGUGACUUCACUGUCCUCAGUGAUGUGCUGCCUAUGCUCAGUGUGGACUUCAGUAAGCAAGUCAGUAGCUCAGCAGCCUGCCAUAGCAAGAAGUUUGAACCUCUGGCAUCUGGACGAGCUCAGGUGGUUCUCUCGUGGUGGGACAUUGAAAUGGACCCUGAGGGGAAGAUCAGGUGCACCAUGGCCCCCUUCUGGGCACACUCAAACCCAGAGGAGCUCCAGUGGCGGGACCAUUGGAUGCAGUGUGUAUACUUCCUGCCACAAGAGGAGCCUGUCAUCCAGGGCUUAGCCCUCUGCCUGGUAGCCCACCACGAUGACUACUGUGUGUGGUACAGCCUUCAGAAAGCCAGCUUUGAAAGGAAUGAGAGCGUCCACCCAGCACGCCCUGUGUGUGACUGCCAGGCUCACCUCCUCUGGAACCGGCCUCGGUUUGGAGAGCUCAAUGAUCAGGACAGAACUGAUCAAUACGCCCAGGCCCUGAAGACGGUGCUGAAGCCAGACAGUGUCUGCCUGUGUGUCAGCGAUGGCAGUCUGCUCUCCAUGCUGGCCUAUCACCUAGGGGCACAGCAGGUAUUUACAAUAGAGAGUUCAGCAGCUUCUCAAAGACUGAUGAAAAAAAUCUUCAAAGCUAACCACUUGGAAGACAAAAUUAAUAUAAUAGAGAAACGGCCUGAAUCUUUAACACCUGCAGACUUGGAGGGUAGAAAGGUCUCUCUUCUCCUCGGCGAGCCGUUCUUCACCACCAGCUUGCUGCCAUGGCACAACCUGUACUUCUGGUAUGUUCGGACUGCCGUGGACCAGCACCUGGGCCCUGGUGCUGUGGUGCUUCCCCAGGCUGCCUCGCUGCAUGCUGUGGUCGUGGAAUUCAGGGACCUGUGGCGGAUCCGGAGCCCCUGUGGUGACUGUGAAGGCUUUGAUGUCCACAUCAUGGAUGACAUGAUUAAGCGUGCCCUAGACUUCAGGGAGAGCAAGGAAGCCGAGCCCCACCCGCUGUGGGAGUACCCAUGCCGCCGCCUCUCUGAGCCCCAGCAUAUCCUGACCUUUGACUUUCGGCAGCCAGUUCCCCCUCGGCCUGUCCGAGCUGAGGGCUUCAUUGAGCUGAGGAGGCCUGGGAGGAGCCACGGCGUCGUCUUGUGGAUGGAGCACCACCUGACUCCGGACAGCACGGUCAGCACCGGCCUCCUGAAGCCUGGAGAGGACAAGGAAGACUGUUGCUGGAAUCCCCACUGCAAGCAGGCCGUGUACUUCUUGAGCACUACACCAGACCCUGGGGCGCCGCCAGGCAGCCCUCGGACAGUCAGCUAUGCUGUGGAGUUCCACCCUGGCACCGGAGACAUCACCAUGGAUUUCACACUCUCACACACCUUGGACACCUCAGAAGGUGAUCAGGACCUGCCACCUCAACACCAGGCUGCUGUUCAGAGGACUGGGAAGAGGCUGUCCCAGAGCAGUUCCUGAGACGCAGACCCAGGAAGCCGUCCGGAGAGGGAGCCAGGAGGUAUGGCCUUCUCCCCUGUGCCCCGCUUCUAGCAGAAGCUCCUCCCACCCCGCCAGAAGGCUGGGCCAGGUGCAGCCACCCAGCCCAGCCUUGCGUCGCUCCGGCAGGCCAGAGUCCCAGGAAGUCCCGGCCUUGCUUCUCCCCAUUCUCCAGGUGCCUUUUUGCCACGUCCUCCCAGUCCCAGAAUGAGGACAUGAGUAAGAAAACCCAGGUAGCCUGUUUUCCUGGCAGUUUUGUGGCGACAUCAGCCGUGCCCAUCUGUAGGG
This is a messenger RNA of Manis javanica (Malayan pangolin), 2713 nucleotides long. RefSeq names its product protein arginine methyltransferase 7 (gene PRMT7). Gene Ontology annotation, biological process: chromatin remodeling; peptidyl-arginine methylation, to asymmetrical-dimethyl arginine. Gene Ontology annotation, molecular function: histone methyltransferase activity; protein-arginine N-methyltransferase activity. NCBI's taxonomy places the organism in Eukaryota, Metazoa, Chordata, Mammalia, Pholidota, Manidae. The record is from RefSeq and is a predicted model, not a curated record.